GUGCUUCCACGUGAACCAUACAAGGGCUCAACGCGAAAAUUAGUGCUUGCAUUUGACGUCGGGACCACAUUCAGUGGAGUCUCGUAUUGUAUGCUAGACCCAGGGGAAGUGGCUGUUAUUCGAGGAGUAGCAAGAUAUCCUGCGCAAGAGCAUGUCGGAGGUGACUCCAAAAUACCAUCGAUUCUCUACUAUGAUCUUCAAGGAGACGUCCGCGCCGUGGGUGCUGAGGCUUUACAAGAAAAUAUCAUCGAACAGGCAGAAAACGAGGGAUGGGUGAAGCUAGAAUGGUGGAAACUUCAUCUUCGCGCUAAGCAUCUGGCAUCGUCUCACAUACGGGAGGACGAUAUACCAUCUCUCCCACGAGGCAAAUCCGCAGUGGAAGUCCUCGCCGACUUCAUGCGCUACCUCUUCCAAUGUGCUCGGACUUACAUCCAGGAAUCGCAUUUGAAUUUCUGGAGAUCGGUCGAGAAUUCUAUUGAGUUUGUGCUCACACAUCCGAACGGUUGGGAAGGCCAACAACAACAACAGAUUAGACGCGCUGUCGAGCUAGCUGGUCUUGUCUCAUCUAAGGAGGAGCAAUCUCAUGUACACCUCUUGACUGAGGGCGAAGCGAGUCUUCAUUUCUGUGUUACCAAUGCGAUUGCAUCGGAUAUAUCCUCUAAAACCCCUAUAGAUGUUUCAGAUUAUGCCAACGAGGAGGAUAAUCAAUCUGACAGCCAGGGGGUCGUUUUCAUUGAUGCUGGAGGUGGAUCUAUCGAUCUCAGCGCCUACUCGAUGAAGUUAUCUCCGACUUCAUUCGAUGAGAUUGCCCCAGCUGAAUGUGAAUCCCACUUUCCUGCGUUAUUAACGGCUUAUAGCUUGUUCGAAUACUAUGUCGUACCCCUUGAAACAUAUUCUAAACACUGA
This is a messenger RNA of Suillus clintonianus, 906 nucleotides long. RefSeq lists its product as uncharacterized. Lineage: Eukaryota; Fungi; Basidiomycota; Agaricomycetes; Boletales; Suillaceae. The record is from RefSeq and is a predicted model, not a curated record. The transcript has 3 exons. The annotation marks the transcript as partial.